Messenger RNA from Pyrgilauda ruficollis (rufous-necked snowfinch), 11230 nucleotides. RefSeq names its product ATP binding cassette subfamily A member 12 (gene ABCA12). Lineage: Eukaryota; Metazoa; Chordata; Aves; Passeriformes; Passeridae. Gene Ontology annotation, cellular component: intracellular membrane-bounded organelle; membrane. Gene Ontology annotation, molecular function: lipid carrier activity; ATP hydrolysis activity; ABC-type transporter activity. Gene Ontology annotation, biological process: transmembrane transport; lipid transport. The transcript has 54 exons. The record is from RefSeq and is a predicted model, not a curated record. Bases 1 to 10044 code for a protein of 3347 amino acids.
AUGGCUGCACUCUCCCAGCACCUCAGGAUCCUGCUCUGGAAGAACUGGCUGAGUGUCAAGAGGCAGCUGGUAUGGUCGUUUGUUUUAAUUUCCUGGCCUGUGGUUGUUUUCAUAAUCUUGGCCAUUAUCCGUCUCAAAUUCCCUCCAGAACCACAGCAAAACUGUUACCUUGCACCCCGAAACCUUCCCAGUGCAGGCUUCUUCCCAUUCCUGCAAACGGUGCUGUGUGAUUCCGAUGCCAGGUGUAAGGGCACACCAUACACACCAGAAGAUCUGCUGCCAAGACUUAAUGACAUCUCACCCUUCAGACUGAAGCUCAGGAGCUCAUCCAGUGUAGCCAAGGACAGGCAGCCAUUACCAUGGAGUGCAGAGGUUCCUGAAAGCAGGAAUGCUUCACUGGCAUUUGGGGAUUCAGUAUUUCAUGGAGAGAAAAACCUUCAGAAUGUUUCAUCACCAUCCAACUUGACUUCCAGCACCCACACGUUCAACAAGAUCUUCAGUUUUGGGAAGAGCCAGCCCCAAUACUCCACUGCAGGGAACCUCAGGGCCCUGCUGUGCCAGGUCUUGUCACGGUACCUGGCACAUCCCGGUGCCACGGGAGGGAGCAUGGCAGCCAACAUCCACCACACCUUCUGCUUCACCAACUCCUCGCUUCUGGAGUCCUUUGCCCAGGAGUUCAGGACCCAGCUCUCCCAGGUGCAGCACAACCCAGAGUACCAGGAGACUUUUGUCAGUGAAAUGGUCUCAUUUCUGACACUCAUCUCCCAAGUGCAGAAUGACACCUCCCUGUGGCACCUGCUUUUGCUGGCCCCAGAUGUGUUUCAGGACAACAUGCAGCUGCGAGACAUAAUUGAUUUCCUUCAGAAUCCAAGCAGUGUUGUGCUGGCAGCUCAGAAUGUCUCUGCAACUCUUGUGAGCGAUGAUGGAUUCAAAACUGUUCAGAAUGGGGUUACAGAUUCUCCACUUCCCCUGAACUGCAUGGAGCAAGAUAAAGAAGGAAGCUGGGUGACCAGAUCUAUUUGUAAUUCCUUUGUUCACUGGAAAGACAAUCACACUUUAGUAUCUGAAUUGGAGGAAGUUCUAAGAAAAAUAAAGUCACCAGAGAUUGGUGGAAAGCACUCCAAGAGGUCCAUUAAUUCAGAUGAUUUAGAAGCCAUACAAAAGCAUCUACAUAGUUUUAAAGGCUUUGAGGAAAAAAUGAAUAGAAGUGAAUUAAAAAGCUUAAAUCUAUUCAGAAAUUUGAAGAAUGAAACAUUACAGAAAUUGUAUGCAUUUCUUGAACUGGGAAUGAAUCCACAUCAUGAUUAUAAAUUAAAGGAACCAUAUCAUAAGGAAAUAAUUGAUGAAAUCUAUAACUUCACAUCACUGCAAUUACAGAGUGACUUUAAUGGGACUGCCAUUUUCAAUACAAUGACCCAGUGGAAAGAAAUUCAGAGGGCUUUAAAAUUAGCUACAAUGCUUUGGAAUCCAGCUCUCCUAAGUAAUUCCAAUUUUAGUAUAUUGAAAACUACGGAUGCUCUCAAAAUGUUGCUCUCCACAAGCAUGCCAUCACUUCUGGAAGGUCUCAGAGACCAUUUGAGUGGAAUGCAAGAAAUCCCAUCUGUGUUUUCUGAUGAUCUGCUUGAGUCUGAGUCCUACAGAAACUUCCCAGAGCAGCUCCUGGCUCUCGAGAAGAUGUUUUUUAGAAUGAUAGGCACAAAUGUAGGUUAUCAGUACAUCCUGCUGCCUGUGUUUGAGCUGAUGAGGGCUGUAGAGAAGUCCAUGGGUGAGGCCUGGUGGGAUGAGUUGAACGUCUAUUGGCGCAUUGGGGAGAAGCUGAGAUCCAUGAGGUGGAAUAACACAGCCAUCGUCGCCUACAGGCAGUUUUUGGAGGUGUUAGACAGCCAAUUGCAAAAGCUGAACAAUAAAUCAAGUGGUGUCUUCGGUGAAGAGUUGGAUCAGCUGUCAGAAUUUAUAACAGCUGUGUUUAGAGAGUUUGGGGAAAGCUCUGGAGUAGCCAAUAUCUCACAAGUCACUCAAGCCAUCCAGAAGACGUUGUACAUCUUAAAAGACUUACAGCUGAGUUAUAAUGUCAGUACAUUAAAAUCUAUAGAACUUUUCUUUAAUUUUAACAAUAAGACCUUGGAGAGCUUGUCUGAACUUCUGAGAACAGGAAUGAAAAUCCUUCAUUAUACAACUGCCAGUGAAGGUUCCAGUGAAGACAUAAUUAAACCCAUCUAUAAUUUAACACAUCUUCUACUUCAGGAGUUCAGCCAGUCUUCCUCACAGCACAAUAACUCACUACAGGCAAAAAUUUGGGAUUUCUUGCGAUCAGCCUUGGAUCCUUUCCUUGAGCACAGCAGCAAUGGCUAUAGGACACUCCAGAACUGCUCCUUUGAAGAUGUGCUUGGCAUAGGCCUUGAGGUGCUGUUUGAAAAUGCCACUCUAAGGGAGUCCUCAGCCAGGAGCCCCUGCAGGCCCCUCUUGGAUUCCUUGGCCGUGGAGGGUGGGACAGGGAGCAAUGACACCUUUACCAGGGUGUUCCAGCUGGCCAUAAGCAACCUGAAACUGUCCCCAGAGUUUGCUGCUGCCUACAACAACAGCAGGGAGAGCUUUUCCAAGGAGCUGUCGUGCCUCACGCGAGCUCUGCGUUUGUCUCUGAGUUUCCUCUCCAAGUUAAACCUUGUCUCUGAGCUGGGAAACUCGUGGCUCCAGGAGAAGGUGAGAGCUCUGAGUGCAGCCAUGGAGGGGCUGGUGCAGGGUGAUGCCUCGUUCCCCAUCCCAGCCCAGGAUGUGGGUGAUGUGUCCCCAUCCCAGCUUCUGAACGUGCUCCUUCCUGCCCUGCUGAAUGAAACAGUGCUGAGCUCCCUGAAUUUGUCUGACAGUGCCACAGGAUGGAAUAACCUGCCCAUGCUCUCUAGUGUGGCACAGGAUGAGCUCCCCAACCUGCUGCAGCUGCUCCAGGGUGCCUUCAGCCUCACCGAAGGCAGUUACUACACAAGUGUCUGGGAUGUGUUUGGUAGCUUCCUCAGCACCAAAAGGAACCCAGCUGAAGGAUCUUCCCUUGCAAGGCUGUUGGAAGCAGUGGCAAGUGACUCUGCCAGUGACCUGUCAGCUCUAGAAGUCACAGAAGCCACCCUCUACAUUCUCGAUGGGCUGAACAUCCCUGGCCUGCUAAAUGAAUUCAAUAUAAAUUCCAGCUCAGCCUUUCUCUCCAACAAAACCAGUUUUGUCAGUGUGAUUGAUAUUGUUGCUCAUCACUUCACUGUCGUGGCAGAAACCCUUUACAACAAGAGCCUGCCUUGGACUCUGAGUGACCACACUCUGUCCCCAACCAGCUUGAUCACACAAUUUCUGUUUUUAGAAUUUCAAAACACCGUAUUGCAGAUGACAGCGAAUAACAGCUAUAACCCUUACCUGAUGUGUUUAAUAAAUUCUGCAGAAGCUGAAGAUGGGGAAUUGACAGAAAACAUCACACUGCUUUUGAAGCAAACUCAUCUGAAAAAGAACUCUUUUAUGCAAAAUAAUACCUCUGAGAAACAUUCAUCCAUACCAGAGCUCCUGAAGCUAAAAAUCUCUCGCCUCCGGGAUCUGACAGCACUUCUGUGUGACUAUGAGAGCUCUCAGUCCAUCCAGCAGCUCUGCCACCUCCCUGAGGUUCCCUUUGGGGAGCUGUGUGAGCAAGGCCAGUCUCAGGAGCAGCUCCUCCGUGCUGCUGAGCUGAGCAGCCAGCUUGUGACCAACGUGCUGAGUCACAGGAGGAUCUCCCAGGAGCUCCAAAAUGUACUCAUUGGGGAUGCAACAGACAUCCAGGCACAGCUGAAGUGGCUUCAAGAAAAUGUACCAGAAAUUGCUUUCUUUCAAGAGAUUCCUCAGUAUAUGGCUGCUUUGAAUUCCAUGUUGAAUGUCACUGAGGGUUUAACAGACUCAAGCAAGCAAGAAAAGUUAAGAGAUGUGUUUAAAAAUGUGGACCAGCUCAGACAGGACCUCAGAAACGCAACAGGAAUGUCCACAGCCAGCAUUGAUGCUCUUCUGGAAGCAUCUUUCCCAGAAAACAGCAGUCAGUUCCUCUCUUGGGUGCUGCAGCUGGAGUCCUGCAGUGUCCUUCUGGAGGACCCACAGCUGCAAGUGGUGGUGCAGGAGCUGUGCAGCCUCCCUCUGGCAGAGAGGACUCGCAGGACUUACCUCCUUGGGGUCACCCUGCUGAGACACCUGGACAUUUACAAUUUCUUAUACAAGAUGUUUUUCCCCAAGGAACUUCAGAAACCCAUGGACAAGAUUUUAGGCCUUCUGACAAAAAUGAAGUAUUUCAGACACCAGGUUGAAUCUGGCAUUGAUCCAUUGCUACAAGCUAUUCAUUCCCUGAAAAAGCUCCGACAGUCCAGGAAAAUGCCACUGACUAAGGCGUUAUUUAAACCAAACAACUUCGGGGUAACACAUGGCACUUUUAAAUCCAUGUCAAAAGUCCUCUGCAACCAGGAGAUCACACCCCUGUUUUUUGAGUCUUUGCUUCCAGACUUUGGAGACCCUGUAAGCAACAGUUCUCAUGCAGAGGAUGUCUAUGUCCAAAAGCUGAUGAGGAAAUAUGGGAUUCCUCAGGAUUCCACCCCAUUUUGCUUAUCCUUUUACCUGGACCUGGUCAAGACCCCCACUGGAGCUUUGAUUUGGUCUUUCUUAAAACCAAUGGUGCUUGGGAAGAUCCUUUUCACACCAGAUACCCCAGAAACUCGAGCAAUCAUGGGAAAGUCAAAUGCAACCCUGGAGCAGAUGGCUGAGUUAGCCCUGAAGUCCCAGGAGUGGCUGGACCAGUCUCCUGUCAUCCUGAACUCACUGACUAAGUUAAACCAGACAGUUCCAAUGAUCAAGAACGCCCUGCAGAAUCCCUUUGUGCAGGUUUUUAUCAAGCUGAUGGUGGAUUUGGAUGCAGCUGAGCUCCUGAGUCAGAUAGAUGAGCUGGAUGAUAUCCGGCUGGAAUUGCAGAACAACGCCGACGUUGUUGAUCAGCUGAACACUUUGGCUGCCCUGGCUGUGAACGUCUCCUCCUGCGUCUCCUUCAACCGCAUUCGGCCAGUGCAGGACUUGGAUGAGAUGGAAGCGGUGGCUAAGGAGCUCUUCCUGAAGAACGAGCUGUUUGCAAGUAUCAUUUUCAAGCUGCCUUCAAGGCCUGGCCACUCAGUUCCUGGGGGCCUGUCCCUCCCUCCUGUGCUCAACUACACCAUCCGAAUGAGCAGCAGGAUAACUCAAACCACCAACAGGAUCCGCGAGCGCAUCUGGACCGUGGGCCCGCACAACUCCACCUCCCAGAGCCAGAUUUACAGCCGGGCCUUCAUUUACAUCCAGGACAGCAUUGAAAGGGCCAUCAUUGAACUGCAGACUGGCAAGAAGCCAGAGGAGAUAGCUGUUCAGGUCCAGGCCAUGCCCUACCCCUGCUACAACAAGGAUAUGUUCUUAACCAGCGUGACCUACUCUCUUCCAUUUGCUCUGAUGGCUGCCUGGGUGCUGUUUAUAGCUGACUUUGUUAAAACACUUGUUCAGGAGAAAGAUCUGAGGCUUUAUGAGUACAUGAAGAUGAUGGGUGUCAACGCCAGCAGCCAUUUCAUCGCCUGGUUCAUCGAGUGCGCCAUCUUCCUCCUGAUUACCGUCACCUUCCUCAUUGUAGUUCUGAAAGUGGGUGAGAUCCUUCCCAAAACAGACACAGCACUCCUGUUCCUGUACCUGAUGGACUACAGCCUGUCCAUCAUAGCCAUGAGCUACUUCAUCAGCGUUUUCUUCAACAACACCAACAUCGCCGCCUUGGUGGGCAGCCUCGUCUACAUCCUCACUUUCUUCCCCUUCAUCGUGCUGCUCGUCAUCGAGAACCACUUGAGCUUCUCUGUCAAGAGCCUCCUGAGUCUGUUGUCUCCAACUGCCUUCAGUUAUGCAAGUCAAUACAUUGCUCGUUACGAGGCACAGGGCAUAGGACUGCAGUGGGACAACAUGUACAAGUCCCCAAUGAUUGGAGACAACACUUCCUUUGGCUGGAUGUGCUGGCUCAUUCUGAUAGACUCCUUCAUUUACUUCAUCCUGGGGUGGUACAUAAGGAAUGUUUUCCCAGGUAGAUAUGGCAUGGCUGCUCCCUGGUACUUCCCACUGCUUCCAUCUUACUGGAUUGAAUACAACAGCUACCUGCCCUUCUGGAAUGAGAAACAAAAAGGCCUGUUCUUCUCCAAGCUGGUGUUAAGGAAAGAAGUCACCCUCCCCAACAAGAUAUGUGCCCCCCACCCUCACGUGGAACCAGAGCCCACCGACCUCACCUUGGGAGUCUCCCUCCAUGGCAUAACAAAGGUUUAUGGAUCCAAAGCUGCCGUGGACAACCUCAGCCUCAACUUUUAUGAAGGGAAUAUCACUUCCCUGCUGGGACACAAUGGAGCUGGGAAAACUACAACCAUAUCUAUUUUGACUGGGCUGUUCCCUACAUCAUCAGGCACGAUCUUUGUGUAUGGCAAAGACAUCAGGACUGACCAGGAGGUGAUCAGGAAGAACAUGGGGGUGUGCAUGCAGCACAACGUGCUCUUCAACUACCUCACCACCAAGGAGCACCUGCUGCUCUAUGGCUACAUCAAAGUCCCUCACUGCAGCAAACAAGAGCUCUACCAAGAAGUGAAGAGGACUUUGAAGGAGACUGGGCUGUACAGCCAUCGUCACAAGCUGGCUGGCACCCUGUCUGGGGGGAUGAAGAGGAAGUUAUCCAUAGCUAUUGCUCUCCUGGGGGGAUCCAAGGUGGUGAUUCUGGAUGAACCAACCACGGGGGUGGAUCCAUGCUCCCGGAGGAGUAUUUGGGAAAUCAUCUCCAAGAAUAAGAAAGGCAGAACCAUCAUUCUCUCCACACAUCACCUGGACGAAGCAGAAGUUCUGAGUGACCGGAUCGCCUUCCUGGAGCAUGGAGGGCUCAAAUGUUGUGGCUCACCUUUCUACCUCAAGGAAACCUUUGGGGAUGGCUACCACCUGACCCUCACCAAAAAGAAGAACAUGAUAGAGGAAUGUGACACCACAGCAGUGACCUCCUUGAUCCAGUCCUAUCUCCCAGAGGCUUAUCUCAAGGAGGAUAUUGGUGGAGAGCUGGUGUAUGUGCUUCCCCCCUUCAAGUCCACGGUGUCAGGGGCCUACCAGGCCCUUCUCAGAGCCCUGGACACCAGCUUGAAUGAUCUCCACCUGGGUUGCUACGGGAUUUCCAACACAACUGUGGAAGAGGUGUUCCUCAAUCUGACAAAAGAGCUUGUGAAGGACCAGCAAGAAGAUGCUACACUGCCCCAUCAGCUGCCUGGAGUCAGUGGUCACACUGGUGGUGACGAAAUGUCUGUGAGCACAGACACCUUCACAGAAAGAGAUGACCAGCUCCUGAUCAGGUCCAAGAGCCUGCGGGGUUUGCCGCUGCUGCUGAAGAGAACCUCAGCCCUGUUCAUCAAGAGGUUCCACCACACCCGCCGGGACGUCCGCGGCUUCAUCGCCCAGGUCAUCCUCCCCGUGCUCUUUGUGAUGGCUGCCAUGGGCCUGGGGACACUGAGGACCAAGGAGACUGAGUACCCCGAGCUGCUGCUGUCCCCCUCCCUGUAUGGCACAGCUGACCAGGCAGACUUCUUUGGGAAUUUUAAUGAAACCACAGCUGCUUUAGUUUCUUCGAUGCUGGCUUUCCCUGGGACAGAUAACACGUGCAUGAAUGAAAGCAAUUCGCAGUGUUUAACAGAGGACAUGCUUGGCCAGUGGAUUACCAGUGGAAACCAGAGAACUAAGUAUUCUGCCUGCAACUGCACAGAUGGCAUCCAGACGUGUCCACAGACAAACUACACUCCCCCUCACAGAAGGACCUUCUCCACACGGACACUUUACAACGUGACAGGGCACAAUGUGGAGUCCUACAUCCUGGCAACCACCAAAGACUUCCUGCAGAAACGGUAUGGUGGCUGGAGCUUUGGGCUGCCUUUGACACCAGAUCUGCAGUUUGACAUCAGGCCAGUGCCCCCCAACAGAACACUGACUAAGGUGUGGUACAAUCCUGAGGGUUAUCACAGCCUCCCAGCCUAUCUCAACAGCUUGAACAACUUCAUUCUUCGAGCCAACUUGCCAAAAAAUGAGACUUCCAGAUAUGGUAUUUUCCUAUCAGCUCACCCAUAUCCUGGAGGACAGAGUCAAGAACAAGUAAUGCUCAACAGCUUACUGGACAUCAUAGUGUCCAUGUCUGUUUUGGUGGGCUACUCCAUCACCACAGCAAGCUUUGUGCUCUACAUGGUCAAGGAGCACCAAACCAAAGCCAAGCAGCUGCAGCACAUUUCAGGCAUUGGGAUGACAACCUACUGGGUGACCAACUUGGUUUAUGAUCUGGUACUUUUUAUGGUCCCUAUUGGACUCUCAGUAGGAGUUAUUUCAGCCUUCCAGAUCCCAGCUUUCUGCAACAACAGUAACUUAGUGGCAGUAUUUCUUCUGCUGUUACUCUUUGGAUAUGCAUCAUUUUCCUGGAUGUACCUGCUGGCUGGGCUUUUCAAGGAAACAGGGAUGGCCUUCAUUGUUUAUGUCUGCGUCAACCUGUUCUUUGGCAUCAACACCAUUAUCACUCACUCUGUCGUGUUCCUGCUCUCCCAGGAGAAGGCCACAGACCAGGGCUUGCAUGAUCUUGCUGAAAAUUUAAGGCAUGUGUUCCUCCUGUUCCCACAAUUUUGCUUUGGCUACGGCUUGAUUGAACUGUCUCAGGAUCAGGCACUGCUGGGCUUCUUAAGAGCCUAUGGAGUGGACUACCCUGACAAAACCUUUGAGCUGGACAAGACCACAUCCAAGCUGCUGGCCAUGUUCAUCCAGGGCACCGUGUUUUUUGCCAUUCGACUCACAGUUCAUGACAGGAUGAUCCAGAGAGUGUGGAACAAGGUCCUGGAGUUCCUGUUUGACAGAGUCCAUGGCAAAGCCUCCCUUCUGCCCCCUGCGGCCGUAGAGGAUGGGGAUGUCCAGGCAGAGAGGAGCCGGGUGGAGUCUGGCAAAGCUGACUUCGACGUGGUGCAGCUCCAGAACCUCACCAAGAUCUACCACCUGCCUCACAAACGCAUCACAGCAGUGAAGAACAUCAGCCUUGGGAUCCCUGCCGGGGAGUGCUUUGGCUUGCUUGGUGUGAAUGGAGCUGGAAAGACAACAAUCUUUAAGAUGCUGACAGGGGAUAUUGGAGCAUCCAGCGGAAGGCUGCGGGUCCAGGAUCAUUCUGGGUCCUUGAAUGACAUCAGUGAGGCCCACUGGUCACUGUUUGGCUACUGUCCUCAGGAAGAUGCCUUGGAUGACCUGCUGACCGUGGAAGAGCACAUGUAUUACUAUGCUCGGCUGCACGGCAUCCCGGAGCGGGACAUCAAGGGAGUUGUACUCCAGCUCCUCCACCGGCUGAACCUGAUGGCCUACAAGGACAGAGUCACCUCUAUGUGCAGCUAUGGCACCAACAGGAAACUGUCAACUGCUCUGGCUCUCAUUGGCAAUCCAUCCAUUCUGCUGCUGGAUGAGCCGAGCUCUGGAAUGGACCCGAAUGCCAAACGCCACCUUUGGAAAAUCAUCAGUGAGGAAGUGCAGAACAAAUGCUCAGUGAUACUCACAUCCCACAGCAUGGAGGAGUGUGAAGCCCUCUGUACCAGGCUGGCCAUCAUGGUGAACGGGAGUUUCCAGUGCAUUGGCUCUUUGCAGCACAUCAAGAGCAGAUUUGGAAGAGGAUUCACUGUGAAGAUGCACUUAAACAGCAGCACAGUUUGCACUGAGAAGCUGACAGAGUUCAUGAAGUCACACUUCCCAAAUACAUGCCUGAAGGAUCAGCAUUUCAAGAUGGUGGAGUACCACGUCCCGGUCUCUGCAGGAGGGGUAGCCAAUAUAUUUGAUCUCCUGGAAGGCAGCAAAGCAGCCUUCAACAUCAGGCACUUCUCUGUGAGUCAGACAACGUUGGAGGAGGUUUUCAUCAACUUUGCUAAAGAUCAAGCAGAUCCUGAUGGCACGGAUGCAGGUCCUGAUGUGACGCUGGACAGCUCUGACACAAGCAGCCAGGCUAGCACCAUAAGCUCCAUCUAUUGAAGGGAUCCACCCACACGGGAUCACAGAAGCUGGGGAAAAGACCUGACAGCCCCUCCAACCCUGUUUUAAGUGAUUUUAGGGUGAUGGGGAUAAGCAGUUCCAUUUCCUUCAAGUACUUUGUUUUUUGAUAUGCGCUUAAUUAAUGUCACUAGGAACAUGGUAGGUGUUUGAGACUGGCACUUGGUUACAAAUCAGAUUGGUCUUUCCACAGGUUCUUUCCCCUCACCCCCAGUUCUUGUUUUAUGAUCACUGUAAUGGCUGUGAGGAUUUAAACAACACCACCUGCUGCUCGUGGCUGUUUGCUUACAGCAGAGUGGCCGUGGUAGAGCAGAGGAGCUGUGGGCAGUGCAGGGUGUCUGACCACAAAGCAGCCCCACGGCCACAGAGGAAAGAAAGCCCAUGCUCCUCUCCCUGCUCAGCAGCAGACUUCUUGGGUGACAGUGGCACAGUUUUGAUAGGCUCCCCUUGGGGAAAUGGGGCUCAUGGCCUCGCCCCUCCUCACAGGGGGAUUGUGAGGAUGCAGGUGUUAAAUACUGACAGUGGCCAAGGCCACUGGUGGGGGCCAUCUUUGGUAAUGACAUAGAGCUUAUCUGGUUAUGUCAGCACAAAUAUAACUAUUUUAUAAGUUAGUGCUUCCCGUGGUUUUGGUUUGUUCCUGUAGCUUAUUCCAGCUCUAAGUAACUCCUCAAGUGAGUCCUCCAGUCCCAGGCAGUUCCUGGCUCUUGGUACCCAGUGGAAGAUGAUUCCCCCAUGAGCCCCUUUCUCCUUCUGGCUGGAGUUCAGGGCUGCUCUGGAACAGCUGAGGAGUGGUACAGGUCAGGUCUGUUGGCUGAAUGCUCUGACAGGAAGAAGCUCUCUGCUUCAUGAGAUUGUAUUUCCCUGAGCGCAGUAGAAGCGAGCAGCAUCCCCCUUGCUCAAAAAGCCUCCAUCUCCAGCAGCUUUGCCUGUCUGUGUCCUUUCCAGUGACCUUCCUCCUCAACCCCACGUGCUGGCUGCCCCGUGACUCCGGAGCUGUGUUUUCCCACCUAAUAAGGCACCAUUAGUUCCUGCUUCAAAGGCUCUGCCUGCUGGCUUUGAGGGAGUGCUCUGCCCACUUCUGAGAGCAGCCCCCAGCGGCUGAGUUCAGCACACCACCACACACACCCUGCUCUCUUCCCCCAGGAUGAUUAAUAGAUAGAAUAGUUUC